GCGGGCCGUACGCUGCCAAACGCGCACUGAACUUGACCUUUGGUAACACAUUUCGUACGCAGCCACGUUUAGCGCGCGCGUGCCGUUCGCGCGGUGGGUGUGUUGCGUUUGCGGUCGCUUCGGUGAGAGACCAAGGUUCUGAGGUUUUACUCGUCAGCAAACAUAAGCUGGGAUGUCGGAGCGUUUUGUGUAUUGCAACGGGUUUUUCUUUAAUACAUCCUGACGCGAUCAUUCCGGUAUCAAGAACCUAUUGGAUCGGAAGUAACAGUGCCAUUGGCCUCAGUGCCAGGUAACAGUGACUUCGUUCGCAGACAGGAUGGAAGUGUGCGUUACACUAGGAAUUGCAAACCCGACAUAACUCAGAUACUGAAGCGUACCAAGCCGACACUCGCGUGCUGCUGGCAAAGAGAGAAGCUUCACCAGCGAGGGAUGAACUUUGCCGGAUGCUGUGAGAUACCUGCCAUCGUCAUGCACGAUCUAGUACUCGGGUCUCGGGUCGUGUUCGUGCUGAAUGUGGGAAGUGGUUGCGAUAAAAAAAGCAAACAAGUACGGCGAUACGCGUAUGCCUUAAAUUUUCGCUUCCAGCGUAGUGCGAAGAUAAAUUCUAACAAUUGGGAGCAUUCGUUUACAGUUAAUCUGUUAUAUUUGAGCUGCUUCAAACAUCCUUCAUCGGAAGCGUCCCACUGUUCCCUGUUGUCAUGGUAAUCGCUACUCCGGUGGAAGCUGUACAACCACCAUCUUCGGUUUGUCAACAACCGCUUAUAAUGUAGGUUCGAUCCGGUACCCGGUAAUACCCACUGAGUACCGUGUACUGAGGGAUGAUGCAGACAAAGGAUGUUGAAGUGUUUGUGUUUUUACCCCGCAUCCUGGGCGCGGGACGGGUGAGACCCUCGUUUCGUGUACGCGUCGCCUGAUGAACCUAGUAAACGCAGACAGAAGAGCUGGCAAUCAUCGUCCUGACGACGAGGUGCCUCUGUGAGAGAGAACAACAGAGAGAAAGGAGUGUUCGAUGAAAUGAGCGAAAGAGCGAUAAAGCGUCCUCUUCGGCCAUACCUUGUUCGGCGAUGUUCAUCCAACGCGAAACCACAUCGCUAGUAAACAGUGAGUGGCGUGAAGGCUGUCUGCGUUUUACGGGGUGUGUUCUACUGCGUGCGUGCAGCAUCCGGUUACUCCGGGGCAGUGUCAGGGAGCGUGCCUGCUGUCUAGGAAAGGUAUUUUAUCAGCAGUCCGCCAUCUGUUACAUCCAGUCGUCGGCCGGAGCCUGUACCGUACGGACAGACUCUAGAGGGCAAACAAGCGGGCAGCACAGCGGCAUUCGGGAUGAAAGCGAAAGUGGCGAUGUGUUUUCCGAUGCACGAUAGUGUCGCAGAGUGUUUGAAACGCCACUCGUCGCCGAAAGCGUUUGCUUAAAGACGAUGUACUAAUAGAGCCAUAGAGUGUGAGUUCGUGCACCGUCGAGGUUGAUGAAGUGUCAUACGGUUUGGUGUAGUGGAUGAAGGACCUCAAACACAUAUCGCCGGAAAGCAGUGUUUUGCAGUGUUUGGGCAAAAGGAAGUGCACAGACCAAAAGUGCAAAGUGUAGAAAAGUUUUGUUCGACAAUUUUCGUGAUAAAAGUGGCCUGUUUUUUUUUUGGUUUUGGAUUACACUAGUGAACGAUUAGGGAUGAGUGGAUGAGUAAACUGAUGGGAAGGCUAGAAUUCCCUUCUUUACUAGAAAAUGUUGCUUUUAAACCUCUCCUCAUGCAGAAUACAUACAUUGUUUAGUAUGAGUGAAUUAUAGAACAAGGUUUAUUUUCGUGCUUGAACAUGCGUGAAGCAAUUUUAUGAUAUUCUGUAGUUUCCAGAACGUCUUUCUUUAUAGCCUAAAGCAAUGUUUUUAAUGAUUGCUUCUUUUCUCGCUCUUCUCAAAGAGUUUGGGAAGUAUAUCUUUAAUCAAUUUUCCAUUGCGAGUUUGUAGUACAAAUGCACUCUUUUUGGACGAACAUUGAUGUCUUCAAAGCGAUCAGUUAUUAAUUAACAACCAUUGCAGCAGCUGUUGUGUAAAUGGAACCUAAGAUCCGUAUAUUUCAUUGUUACGCUGCCUCUAUUUGUAAUAACAGUAGUUGCAGGCAAGCCGAAUCUAACAGCGGUCGGGUAGCACCUCAAGCGCAUAAAUAGUUAAUUGUGUUAUCCUUAGAAUGAGCAGAUUGAGUUGGUUGAGUGCGUAAUUUAGCAGUGUUUGCUCAACGUCUCAAGGAAGAGAGUGAACCUGCGAUGGAUUAACCAUUUACGUGCAACAAUAUUCAUCACUGUACGAUCACAUCCAUCACAUCACAUUGCAUCGUCAAUAAAAGAGGAAGCUAAAGCUGCUUCCACGUACAGUGCAUCUUGCAUCUGUUGAAUGGAGGCAUCACAUCACAGUGGCCCGUACCGUGAGUGUAACGAACGAGUGUGGUGGAACUAUCGACAGUACAGACCGUGAACGCAAUGGCGUAGCGUGUAAAGUGUGUCACGAGACAGGAACAGACAGUGUGGCGUAAAGUGGCGGUGUAACGGUUCAACAGCUAGCUAUUUAGCCCCCCCCCCCCCAAACUGUUGGUGUUCGAAACGCAGUGAGAAUGCUGGUGCAAUAAUAAAGUGCAGCCUCAUUUUCGGCCGCUUGCCCAUCCGUGCGGCGGAAUGCGUUAAUUGGACGUCACUAGGAUAACAAGCGCAACAGCAUCGAGCUACUUUGGCUCGGGCCACUGCAUGCACCGGGCAGCAGCUACCUUGCAGUACCGUUUGUCAGCCCAGCCACAGCAACGACCCUGCCCUCACCCAACCCCGACCGAACCGUCCGAAACAUGUUGCAGCAGCGAAGAUGAACGACGCUCCUAACGAUGUGGCAGCCAGUGCGGUCGACUACGAAGAUCUGAUGGCACCAUGGGCCUACAAUGCGUCCGCCGUCACACUGUUCUUUAUUGGAUUUUUUGGCUUUUUCCUCAACCUGUUCGUGAUAGCGCUGAUGUGCAAGGAUAUGCAGCUAUGGACACCGAUGAACAUCAUAUUAUUCAAUUUGGUCUGUUCCGACUUUUCCGUGUCGAUCAUCGGCAACCCGCUCACGCUCACAUCCGCCAUCUCGCAUCGCUGGAUCUUCGGCCGGACGCUGUGCGUGGCGUACGGGUUUUUCAUGUCCUUACUGGGAAUAACCUCCAUCACGACGCUUACCGUGCUGUCGUACGAGCGGUACUGCCUCAUCAGCCGUCCCUUCUCGUCCCGGAAUCUGACGCGCCGGGGAGCCUUCCUGGCGAUCUUCUUCAUCUGGGGCUACUCGUUUGCCUUAACCUCGCCGCCACUGUUCGGCUGGGGUGCGUACGUACAGGAGGCAGCUAACAUCAGCUGUUCGGUAAACUGGGAGUCUCAAACGAAAAACGCCACCACGUACAUCAUUUUCCUGUUCGUGUUUGGGCUGGUCGUUCCGCUAAUAGUGAUCGUGUACAGCUACACGAACAUCAUCGUCAAUAUGCGGGAGAAUUCAGCACGCGUCGGGCGGAUCAAUCGGGCCGAACAGCGCGUCACCUCGAUGGUGGCCGUCAUGAUCGUCGCGUUCAUGGUCGCCUGGACGCCGUACGCAAUCUUCGCGCUGAUCGAACAGUUCGGCCCGCCGGAGCUGAUCGGCCCCGGGUUGGCCGUGCUGCCGGCGCUCGUCGCCAAAUCGAGCAUCUGCUACAACCCGAUCAUCUACGUCGGCAUGAACACGCAGUUCCGGGCGGCAUUUAGCCGCGUGCGGAACAAGGGCCAGCAGGCGGCGGACCAAAACACGACCACGAUGCAGCGCGAGCUGACCAAGAGCAGCCGGGACAUGGUCGAGUGCAGCUUUGACUUUUGUCGGAAGAAGAGCCGCUUCAAGAUUAGUCUGGUGAAGCCGACCGCACCGUUGGCGGUGGUGGACGUAUCGAGCACGUCGCACCGGGACAAGGGCACGAGCCGGUCGCCCCUGGAUCAAACGGUGCUGAACGAAACGAACGAGGACGUAGGGCGGGAACGGAGUGGUGGUGGUGGUGGUGGUGGUGGUGGUGCUUAUGCCGGCACACGCUUCGUACGGCCGGAUUUUGAACUGUCUGUGAUUAAUAGUGGAAAAUCGAUUCUAAUCAAGUCGAAGAAUUUUCGGUCCAAUUUACUAUAAAAGCGCACGUGAUAAAGAAUGAAUAGACGCGGGGAGGGAGAGGAAUACAAAUGGGGGAGCAAGGUCGUAUCAUUAAGCACGCUAGCGAGUAUGUAGUGCCAUUUCUUUACAUAGUUUAUGCAAAAAAGGUGUCAAAAUGGAUUUCAAAAAAUGUGUCCUAUUGGAGAUUAUUGUUUCAUGUUUUUGGUUGUUUUGUUUGCUUUAGUUUCCUAUCGCUCGGUAAAAGAAUGAGCCCACUUUUGCUGAGCGAUAGCUUUACGUUCCUAAGUUUACUUCUCACACCACACCAAUUGACACAACCGUACACAUAUGUACACCCAUUCGUAGUGCAAUGCAAUGAAAACAACGAUGAGCUUUUAGAAACGAGACACUAAGGUAAGCGGAUAAGAAACAAAAUACCAAGCCCACCAAACCGAAGAGAACGGAACGGAGAAAUUAAUAUCCACAUAGCGAGUUAACUUACUAGAAGUAGCUAACUGUAGCGUAUUGUAAUGUAAUGUUAAAUUUUAACGAAUCGUUCACAUUUUAGCCAACACAGAUUAAUGGGAAACAAUUAAUGGGAACCACUCCACUGAUUUAAAUGGUUUGGAAUGAGGAAGCAACUGUUAGCACAUUUCGUAAAUGUGAUUAUAGCGAAUUGCAUGGAUUGUGAACGCUGGUCAGCCGGGAUAGCAGUGGAUAGUGUAAACAGUACUGUAGCCGUUUUAAGACACAAGAGUGGACUAUUUACCGUGCGUCCCAGACGCAGCCAACCCUUGUAAGAAAAAUAACAAUUACCCCCCCAUAGGUAGUGUUCUAGGUAAGUGUAAGUUUGAUCAAAAUGAAACCAGCGUUGCAAUUUAUUCAAUCGCCAGAAUGUUAUAUUUUUCGAAUUGGACAAAUAAAAAUUAGUCGAUAAA
This is a messenger RNA of Anopheles merus, 5043 nucleotides long. RefSeq names its product vertebrate ancient opsin-like. Bases 2840 to 4144 code for a protein of 434 amino acids. Gene Ontology annotation, cellular component: membrane; photoreceptor outer segment. Lineage: Eukaryota; Metazoa; Arthropoda; Insecta; Diptera; Culicidae. The record is from RefSeq and is a predicted model, not a curated record. Gene Ontology annotation, biological process: G protein-coupled receptor signaling pathway. The transcript has 8 exons. Gene Ontology annotation, molecular function: G protein-coupled receptor activity.